AUGUACAGGGAAACCUCAAAUAGCUACUUCACGCUUAAGAGAAUGAACCCAACCUCUGCUGCCCCAGAUAAGUUUUCGCAUGCUAAAAGUAUCAUAUUGCAUGAUCUGCUUGGAAAAUCGAUUGCUGGCGAUAUCCGAGAUGAACUGACUGAAAUCAUAAAAAACUGCUCUGAAACUCUACCAGUCCCUGUUCGUAUCCCAUUUAUUGGUAACAGCCUUGCAAUAUCCCCAAUUGAUGGCAAUUUUGUAUUUGGCAGCAAAACAUCUCGAAUAGCUAUAUGCUCCAAAACAGAAAUAAUAAAAGACAAACGACUUUCUAACUCUGACAACGAAGGAAUUACUUCAAUUAUCCUUCAAAAAAAUGGGAAAUAUAUAUUCACAGCAUGCAAAGGAGGAAUGAUUCAGAAAUUUUUAUACGCAAAUCUGGAACUUAUAGGAACUUUAUAUGGGCAUGAUAAACAGGUUAAUGAUAUCAAGCUUAUACCUGAUGAAAAAUACUUGAUUUCUGGAAGUCAAGACUGCACAGUUAGAUCAUGAGAACUUUUUACUAAAGAAAAAAUAUUCUCCAUAGUCAAACAAAAAUUUUUUUUAAUAAAAACAAUAUUUUGAUGUAAAGCGACAAUUAGUAUAAUGAAAUAUGUAGCUAAUUUUGUUAUUUUAAAUAGAUCGCUUUUUAAACAUAAAUUCUACAAAUUAGAUUAAUUUAUUCCAAUUUUUGAAUUGGAAAAUUUUUAAAUUUCGAAAAUAAAUUGACUAUCAAUUGUAAAAAAUAUAAUCUCUUCGUGAGAAAACAAAUUUUUUUGCUCGCCCAUGAAGGGGCGAAGUAAAGAAAAUCAGUUCAAGGUAGAGUUUUAUUUACAUCUCCAGGAAUAAUAAUGACACUUGAUAUAAGCCCGAGCGGAGAAUAUAUUGCAGCAGGCGAUAGGUCGUUUCAAAUAACAAUAUUUUCAAUUAUAAAUAACAGCCAGUCUGCAAUAAUAAAAUCGACAUCUGAAAUUGGCUGUGUGAAAUUCUCCCCUUCAAUGAGGUGGCUUGCCGUUGGAGAUUUUGAAUCCAAUAUCACUUUAUACAGAUUUGGCAGCUGGGAUCCUGAAAGGACAUUUACAGGGCAUAGUGAUAAAAUCAGAGACUUAUUGUUUACCUUUGAAGAAGAAGUUUUGAUAUCUGGCUCAAAAGACAGCACAAUUAGAGUGUGAAGCUUAAAUUCUUACCGUAAUGAAAUAGUACUCAGUGGGCACGAUAAAUCUGUUAGAUCCCUUGUCUUAAGCAAGGAUCAACAAUUUAUCCACUCUUUAGGAAAAGAUACCAAUAUUUUGACUUGGAAAAUACCAGAAUUUGACGACAAUGCUAAAUGUCGAGCCCACACCCAGACUAUUUGAAAGCUGCUUAUUUCUAAAAAAAAUCAAAUAUUUUCUAAUUCAGAUGAUGGAAGAGUUAUUAUAUGAGACGCAAACACAGGGCUAAAAAUCCAAGAACUUGACCAUUUUGAUGGACUUUUUGCAAUGGCUUUAACUUAUGAUGAGUCCCAAUUAAUUUCUUGCACUGAUGGAGGGCUCAUGAUUUUUUGGAAUCUGACUACUUAUCAAAGAGAUAAAGAAAUUGUGACAGAAGGAGUAGUGAAAACGCUAUUAGCUGUCCCUGAUACAAAUAUUUUAGUGACUGGAGAUAGUGAUUUUAGAGUUGUGGUGUGAAAUUUGAUGGAUAAUUCUAAACUUCAAACGUUCCGAGCCCAUAAAAGUGAAGUUUGGUCAUUAGCUUAUUAUGAUCCUUAUAAAAUGCUAUUUUCUGGAGAUGACUCAGGGACAAUCAUUGUGCAUGAUAUAAACUCAAAUAUUUUUCUGCAUGAAAUGAUCGGGCACACGGAUCGAAUACAAGCACUCGAAAUUUCUAGAGAUGGCGAAAAUUUGAUAUCUGGGUGUAGAGAUCAUUCAAUUAGAAUAUGAAGUGUCAAUAAAAAUAAUUGCUUACAUAUUAUCAAUUUUCAUACAGAUGUAGUGCGGCAUAUUCAUUGUACACAGAAUGGCUUAUAUUUUAUGGCUUGUUCUGAAGACCAUUUAAUAUCAUUAUGGGAUAUGAAAAACUACUCAAUGAUCUCCACUUUUAAACUGAAAGAAGGAAUUAUUGGAAUGGCUGUUUCUCCUGACGAAUCAUAUAUAGUUGCAUCUGAAAACUGUGAUUUUACCAUAAUGCCAAAUCCUCUGACUGUGAAUUAUUUUUCAGUAUAUGGUCCUAGUGGAGAAAAAUAUAAAUUCAUGAAAUAUAUUUCAAAAAUCAUGCUAGCAGAGUACGUUGAGCAUGAUCCAGAAAUGGACAAGUGAAUUAUCAUGCCAUAUUUUCUAAAUACUCUACAUUUAUAUUCAUAUUUUAACAUGUCUGAGCACUUGAGAUUAGCUGUUGCAAAGAACGGACCAUUUUACCCAUCAAGAAAUGGCCCAACUCCUCUGUCAAUUGCAAUUGAAAAGAAUUUCUUUGAGUGUAUAUCAGCAAUUUUUAAAGUCAUUGAUAAAAUGGCUAUAAACAAUAUGUUUUGUUUCUACUAUUUAGAAAGGUCACUUAUAGAUUUAAAUUAUAAAGGAUUUACAGGACUAGACAAAUUUUACAGAAUCGCACUUAAAAGGUGUACAAAUGCCCACUUACCGAAAUUCUGUAAUGAAUCAGUCAAGCUUCCAAUUACAGUAUAUUCUGACUUUAUUAAUCCGAAAGCAGAAAAUUUCAUGUCGAUGGACAAUUAUACUAAAGAAGGAAAAGCAAUUAUGUUCCUUCAAACCUUGGUGAAAUUCAAUUUAACAAUUGGGUCAAGAGACAGUUUGAAAUUUUUGGACAGCCUAAGGUUGUGUUCUGACAUAGAUAGUUUUGAAACUCCAUUAAUCCAGCACAUUUUAAACGAAAAAUGGAUUAGAGUAAGCUGAGUUCAAGACAUAGAAGGUGGCUUCUACUGUGUCUACCUUGUCUUGCUAGCAAUCUAUACUAUUAGGUAUCCAGGCAAUAAAGAUGCAUUUUAUCCACCAUUCAUCAUAAAUUCAAUCCAAGCAGCUUAUGGAGUUUACUUGAUAGCAGUUGCAGGAAAAUAUUACUGGACAAUCUUUUGAAACUACCUUGAUAUCAUUCGAAUUUUAAUGACAAUCACUUAUGCAGUUUUAUUAUGAAAUGAUUUUGAGUAUGGAAUGAAUGAAUUUCUUGGGAUUUUAACCUUUGUUUCUUGGGCAAGGGGGACUACAUUUUUUAGGAUUUUUUCUAGAACCCGAUAUUUAAUCAAUCUAAUUCGUGAAGUUUUUCAAGAUAUUUUUUUCUUUUUGGUAAUUUUAUUUUACUCCACAAUCGCGUUUUCACUGAUAUCAUAUGUUUUGUACAGCGUUCCAGUGAAUGAUGAUACUUAUUAUUUUCAUAGUCUGACACUUGCAUAUGAAGCAAACAUCGGAGACUAUGAUACUUCGGAUUAUGGGAAAUAUUAUUGGUUAUAUUUCUUCGCCUAUACAAUUAUUAAUCCAUUGAUUAUGCUUAAUUUGAUUAUUAACCUUAUGGGAAACACUUUUGAUAAAGUCCAAGAAGGCAAAGUAAUAGCUGAUAGCUUAGAACUCAUAGAAAUGCUAAUCGAAGGAGAAACUUUAUUAAUAUGACGACGAAAUUAUGGCACCAAGCAUUAUAUUCAAAUUUGUAUAGAGAGAGUUAGAUUAGAGGGGAUUAACAGGGAUUAUUUCAGCCCCUAGCCAGUCGAGCUUCAGCUUCACGUUUCAUGUGGCGCUAAUCACUAAAGCCACCUAACGCCCUUUUCUGUCGACGUCAUCAAAAAUGGUGACGUCGACAUCUUUCAAGGAGAUUCACCCGAACCUGCUGGACCAAAAAUUUCGUCAGUGGACUCUCUUAACCCCUGGUAGUGCUCAGGGUACGAGGGAAUCGUCUACAGCCUCCUUCUGGAACUACCUCCGCCAUUUACAGGAGAGCAAAAUGCUCCUCCAGAAGUGCCUGCUUGGUAUUGCGCCGUCGGUCUUUCGUCUGUGGGUCGAGGGAGGCCCGGUCAGCCCAAGCCCACACCCCACACCCCACCCCGCAAAAUCUGCCAUCGCCCUUCGGGGCCACCGUUUUUUUAUUUUCGGUGACCCAGAAUUCUGAUUUUUUCUUUUCCUCUGUUGCCCCAAAUGCCCGGUAAUGGUUUCCGGCCAUGAUGGCCUAUUUUGUCAAUUUGUAUAGAAGAGAAAGAUUUAGGAGUAAAAAGAAGCCCAGCUCUAAAGAAAAUUGGAGCCAUGAAAAAGCAAUUGAUUAAUAUACAGCAAUAUAUUGACAAAUGUAAUGAUGAAGAAAACCAAAAACUGACCGAAAUUUUUGAUACAUUAAAAAGAGGUUAA
Blepharisma stoltei is the source of this 4343-nucleotide messenger RNA. The record is from the annotation of a GenBank genome assembly. NCBI's taxonomy places the organism in Eukaryota, Ciliophora, Heterotrichea, Heterotrichida, Blepharismidae.